Nicrophorus vespilloides is the source of this 2065-nucleotide messenger RNA. RefSeq names its product alkylated DNA repair protein alkB homolog 8. Gene Ontology annotation, molecular function: RNA binding; S-adenosylmethionine-dependent methyltransferase activity. Bases 154 to 1980 code for a protein of 608 amino acids. NCBI's taxonomy places the organism in Eukaryota, Metazoa, Arthropoda, Insecta, Coleoptera, Silphidae. The record is from RefSeq and is a predicted model, not a curated record. The transcript has 4 exons.
AGCGCAUUGCAAAUAACGAAUUGCAUUCGUGUGCAGAUCUCGAAUAACUUUUGGACUUUUAAGAGAAAACUUUUAAAGUUUAAGUGAGAUUUUUAAGAAUAUUGACCCUGAGUUAACAUAUUUCUAGUUUCCUCCAGGUUGCCAACAGUACUAAUGGCGGAAUCAUGUGUUCUUGGUUGCGAGAGCGAGGAAUUGAAAUUUCAAAUGGAACCUAGUGGAAAUUCUUUGAAGAAGCUGGAAAGGAAGAUGAGGAAAUGCCACGCUGUUGUGGAAAAGGAGACGGGCAUCCCGUGCUCCACCUCGAAUCCUACCAAAAAUGUUGUGGUGUGCAAUUCGGGAUUAUCCAAUGGGUUAACCGAGGAAGUGGUGAUGGAGAGCUUCAUGUCGUUUGGAACUCUGGAUAGAAUUAUCAUGUUGCCAGGCAAAUCUUGUUGCUUUGUGGUAUUUAAAAAUCUUGCGAAUGCGAAAGAUGCGUUCGAGCACAUCAAUGGGAAAUUGAAGAUCGCUCAGGACAACAAACCCAUUCUCCUUGGAUACUCUGAAACGCUGCCGGCAGUAAGACCGAUCGAUUUCAGGGUGAAGCCGCCUGGCUUGAAAGUGGUUCCGGACUUCAUCAGCGAGGCCGAAGAGGAACUGCUUCUGUCUCUGGUUAAUUUCGAUGAGGAUGAGGGCGGCGAUGGUGUGAUGAAGCAUCGGCAGGUGAAGCAUUUCGGAUUCGAGUUUCGCUACGAUAUAAAUAACGUGGACAAGGAUGCGCCUUUGGAGGUGGGAGUUCCAGCCGAGUGCGAUUUCCUUUGGGAUAGGCUGAAGAGUCGCGGUCUGGAUUUCCGGCCGGAUCAGUUGACUGUGAAUCACUACAAACCAGGUCAGGGUAUUCCGCCGCACGUGGAUACGCACAGCGCCUUCGACGAACCUCUGCUCUCCGUAUCCUUGAGCUCCGAUAUCGUUAUGGACUUUAGACAUAGGAAUGGCAAGCAUCUUCCCGUCUUCGUUCCCAGAAGGUCGUUGACUAUCAUGAAUGGGGAGAGCAGGUAUGAUUGGACGCACGGAAUCACUCCGAGGAAGCUAGACGUGGUGCCGUCCGAAAAGGGGAUCACAGCUAACGAGAGAGGUGUCCGGGUAUCGUUCACCUUCCGUCGAAUUCGACAAGGGGAAUGCGAAUGCAUUUACAAGAGUCUAUGCGAUUCGCAUAGACGAAAAGCCGAGGACAUCUCCAACGAAAUUGCAGCUAAAUUGGAGAGCACGCACGUGCACCAGGUCUACGAGGAUAUUGCCGAUCACUUCAACGAAACCAGACACAAGCCGUGGCCCAAUGUCCUUGAUUUCGUUCUCUCCAUGAAGCCGGGCUCCAUCGUCGUGGACAUUGGCUGCGGGAAUGGAAAGUAUAUGGGGAUUAACAAAAAUGUAUUUGAUAUGGGUUGUGAUAGAAGCUUUAAUUUAUUGGAUCUUUGCGUGGAGAGUGGAUACAAUGUGUUCAAUUGCAAUUGCUUGAGUGUUCCACUGAGAGACGGUAUAGCAGAUGGUGUUAUUUGCAUUGCAGUCAUUCAUCAUUUGGCGAAUGAGGAGAGACGAAAGCAAUCGAUUUCUGAAAUGAUACGUGUGUUACGGGUUGGGGGAAGGGCGCUGAUCUACGUGUGGGCCAAGGACCAAAACUACUACAGGAAGUCCAGUUACCUGAAGCAGAACAGGAAAAACAGGAAGGACGAGACGGACAUCACCGAGCAGGACGAGAUCAAGUUCAGUUUCGACAGGGUGACGUUGCCGAUACACACCAAUCGCAAGCAGUUCUUGCACCAGGACCUCUUCGUGCCGUGGAAGCUGCUGAACGAGGGUACAAUAAGUGACGAGUUCCUCAGGUACUAUCACGUCUUCGAAGAGAACGAAUUGGACUACCUGGUGCGUACGUUCGAUGACGUCGAGGUGAUCGAGAGUUACUACGAGCAAGGGAACUGGUGCAUCGUCUUCGAGAAGGUCAAGUGAGAGAGAGAUUGCUUCAUCUUCAGACGUAGGUGGGCCUGAAUAUGUGCAGCAGCUCCGUGUACGUGUACCUCUGCAGGACCUCCAG